UCAGUGGAACGUUUUUUUGGUAUGCUAGCAAGAGCACCGGUAAUGAGGAUACCCAAAAAUAAACAUAUCUCAUAUGCAGUAGAGACCCCAUCGCUAAUGAUAUACUGGUGUGUUUGUAGACCAUGUUUGUUAAUGAAGAUGAAUCCCACCUGUCAGGUUUUUACUGCCCACAAGAGAGCACCACUCCAGUCCCUUGCCCAAAGGGAACCUAUGGCCCACCUGCUGAUGGCGUCUCCCCGGACAGCUGUCUAAAGUGUCCCCCGCAACAUUACUGUCCUCGGCCAGGCCUGUCUGCUCCUUUGUCCUGCGGGCCUGGAGCUCGGCAGCCUUUUUCCGGCCAGGAGACAUGUCUCUGUCUUGGAGAGGGGCAGAGCUUUCAGAGCAGCGACGGGCAGUGCCAAUGUACCCUCGACUAUCAACCUGGCAACCAUGAAGGUGUGUGCGUCCACAAAGUGUACAGCAUCUGCAGGGAUGGAAAAACACGCACGCAACACGGAGAUUGUCUGGACCGACAGGAGUGGUCACUUCAUUGCCGGCAGCAGGUGUGUCAAACUGCAGAGGACUAUGAGGGCUACGACGGCGAGCUGGGUCUGUGUGUGUGCACUGAGCCUCCUGGGAGAGCUGCGUGUGGGGGCCUGUGCAGGAGCAGGCCCGCAACUGCGUUGAGGCUUCGGUGCAGAUCCAGAGGUGAACUGGAGCUGAUACUGGGCUCUGGCACUCUGGUGUCAGGCGUCUCCAGCUCUGCCCUCGCCUCGGUCUUUAAACAGUGGGACUCCCACGGGAUCCUGCAGUGCAGCAGCCAUCUAUUCUCCUCACAUCCCGUCUACAUUGUUCAGACAAACGAAGCAGGCUUUCUUGGAGUCCUCAGCGGGAUUCCGGAGGAACUUGAGGAAUUGGUUUUACUCACCGAGCUGCAGGGAGCUCAGAGCCAAGACGAUUCUACCUUUCUGCAGAAGAGCCAUGCAAUGGCAAAUAUCAGCAGUGAUGGUGAAGAUUCAAGCAGGAGUAAAAAGGCAAAACGCCUGACUGGAAUUCUGAACCCGACAGUAUGUCUCCACCUGGGUGAUGUUCUACUGUUCAGUGUCAACACUCAGCACUAUCCUCAGUAUGAUAAUGAUAAUCUGUACAACACAAACAAUGAUUUUGACUGGGGUGCGUUUAGAAAACUAAAAGAGGAGCUGACGUUAUCCUGGACACCUCCCAGCUUCUUCUCGCUCAUCUUUAGCCAGCCUGGAGUGUAUGCGUUUACACUGAGCAGCCAUCCGCACAAACAUUUGUAUGUGCGGGUGAUGCCUGUAGGCGGACAGUGUUAUGAGCCCGGACCCUUUUUUUCCACUAUUCCUCGUCACAUGACCAGAGUGGGCAUCAGGAAGAGAAGAAACCUCCUUCUGCGUCCCGAUUGGCUGGUGACAGGAGGACUUUUAUUUGGAGCUGCGGUCAUCUUAUGUUUGUGCGUGACAGUCUUGAUCCUUUUCCAUGAGUACGGAUGGCCAGAGAAAAAGCCAAUCAGGGCUCAGUAUCACAUACAGCAGAUGACAUACCACAUGGACGACUACGCGUCAAAAGGUUCAAGGGUGAUCUCACAAAGGAAGAUUCACCGAAAACAAGCUACAAUGACGCUUGGCUCCAUUCAACCGGACUCGUUGGAGGAGUUCUGGGACUACGAGCACCAGGUGGAUCUGGAGGCCUUUAGCAGCAACACUUUCUAUAGCCUGCUGCUUAAACACAGCCUGACAGUCACCACUCGGCUGGGACAGCUCACCACCGAGGUGAAGGAGCUUUACCAGGGUGUUUUUGACAAACUGGGUCUUCUGCACCCACGCUCGCUGGACGAGGAGAGCACGGUAGAUGGUCAUGAGAAGACGAGGAGAGAAGUGGAGAAGGAGGUGGUCCGAAGGAGAUCUUUGGCCGCUCAGUUGAGGACUUUGCUCGACAGUCAACUCCAGGCUCUGAGGCGAGAGCAGCAGGCCCAGCAGAGGGUCCACAGUGUGUUCACAGCUCAGGUUCGAGAAUGCACCAGAAUACUGGGCAAGGUCCACGCCAAUAACCACGCGUUAUAUGGACAAAGCCAUCAAAAUUUGAUUCAGCGGUUGAGGUCUGCAGUGGCUGAGUUGGAGGAGCUGGUGUCAGCAGAGUGCCGGCGUCAGGGAUCCUGGGGGCUCUUGGGUGAAGGCACAGGGGCCAAGCUGCUGUGUCCUGACUCGGGCUCUGUGCUCAGUAAAGAUGCUCUUUUUGGUUCUGAUGGCUCCCUGGUAGACUGUUGUCCCCUUCAUUAUGAUGCAGUCACAGGCCUAAUAAGACCAAACGCCCACAGCCAUAUGUUACUGUCAAGUGGUCACACUAUGGCGGUUCCUCCGGAUUUCUUCCUUCAUCCACACACCGGCCACCUUUUGCCCAUUGCUGGAAACGUCGCCUACGACCCUGAAAGCUCCACUUUGGUGAUUACAACCGAUUCAUGCGCAGGAGAUACCAAGACAUGGGAAAGUCCUCUUAUUCCCUUCAUUCCAUACCCAACAUCUUGCCAUUCAAACCAGCCUCUGCCCAGCGUCCGGCUCAGAGGCCUCCGACCAGGCCAAAAACUGCAGCUAGGUGCGCCCAUGACAGACCCUGACACAGGGGUCCCAGUGCCCAUUCUAGCUGUAACCAUCCACCCACACACUGGUCUGGUUUACCCUUUGGGAAAGACGCACAUCUGCCCCAUCACCCGCAUGCUGCAACCCGUUCAGGUGGGCUAUCCCAUGCUGGAUCCCCGGACAGGGAAUGUUGUGCUGACUGCUGGGGUCAGUCUAGAUCCAGUGACAGGAGUGGUUCUGCCAGUAUGUGGAGCCCUGCUGGGCGAGUCCUUCAUUGAGCCUCUCAGUGGGCUGAUGGUGAGAGUGGGAGGUGCGAGCAUCCGGGCCGGGCAGCUGGUGCCUCAUGCAGGAGGAUAUCAGACCCUUCUCGACAGCAUGGUUUUGACUGCAAUGUUGAAAAUAGUGAAGCUCUUGAGGCCCCUAAAUGAAGAGUGGGGUUCAGACCUGACUUUGCAGCUCCAUCUGAGAGGAGAGCGGGGGCAGAGUUGUCAGGAUGGUGUUGGUGCAGCGAGCCAGGAGCUCCAUUCGCACUGGAGGAGGAGUCAGCACUGCCAGCUGCAGGUGCAAACUAGGCUGGAGAUCCUGCUGGACACCACUAUGCGUCUGCACCAAGAUGGAGGUUCACUAGGAGACAUGCCUUCCUCUGGCAUUGCUGUGCCCGCCUUGCUGGGAAUGGAGUACCCAGACCCCAUGGGAUCAGGUCUCAGUAUACCUGUUUUGGGAUGUGGGACUGACCUUGUAUCAGGCAGGACGAUACCACUGGCAGGGACCAUGGAAGACCCGGAUGGCAGAGGUCUGGUGGCGAUCAAAUAUGCCUCUCAGGCAGUUGACCCAGUCACGGGCAUUUUAGCUCCAGUGGUUGGCGCCAGGUUGGAUGUGCUUAAGAGCACAGUUGUACCUGUCACAGCCUCCUACUGGCUCGCAAUGACGGCUCAAAGUGACAGCGUUCAGGUGGAGGCUCUGGAUAGAGAGGCGUGCGCACGAAAUACUUACUGGCAGCAGCAGGGCCAGCAGGAGGAGGGCGUCCUCUCUGAUGUGGACUCGGCUCUGUUCCAGUGUAUUGUCACGGAACACGGCGGCCACCAGGUCCAGUGGUCAGGGAGGUCGCUGAGGGAGGCAGCUGUGGAGAUGCACGACUCAGCGCAGGCCGAGGCCCAGAGGAGAACCGCCCAGCGUGCCAGCUUGGCUCUCAUUCUGCCUCCACAUGUACUCAACAUCCUGACACUGGUGGAUGAGGAGGAGUGGGAUCAGCACUGUGUUUGGUUCGCGGAGUUGCUGUCAGUCCUCGACAUGAUGGACGUUUGCAUGGAGCAGCUGCAACAAGACCAGGAGAAAUGGAGCACACAAAGAGUAGAGUGGACCGCAAGCUUCCAUGUGAUGGACAAAGAACUGAGACUGAGAGAAAUGUGGGGGCAGUGUUCUUCCCGACUGUUUGAUUUGGAUGUCACGCUCGUUAAACUGCAAUGUGUUAGACAUCUCUCUCAGCUCCGUGGAGACACAGCUCAGGCAGUGUUGCGUGGGAACUUCUGGUUCAAGGAAUACGGUCUGAUUCGCUUCUGUCGCCACAGACCGGCUAUAAACAUCUUGAGUUUGCUCCAACAGAAGAUUUUACCUCUGCUGGAGAGAAUGAAACAACAAGUCACUGUCACCACUAACACCUGUCAUCAAUUUGGUACUGAGCUGCAGCCAGACAGAGGAGUCGCCAACCGAUCUUUGAGGCAAUCAGUUCAGUCGCAGGACACGGAUUUGCAGACUAGUUCUGCACAUGACUCACAGAAACAAAGCUGCACUGGCAUUCAAGAGUGUGCUCCAUACAGUCACAUCUCUCUCCCGACAAUGCCAGAGGAGGAGUGGACCAAGCUGCUAGAACUUUCUCCUCUUUUCCGGCUGCUGAAGAGGGUGGAGCUACAACUGAGACAUGGAGCCCCAAGGGGAUGGCUCCUUGGAGGAGGACUCACUGACAACUGUUUAGUAGACGUCCUGGAAUGUCAAUGGGAAUGUGAGGGAGAGUUGAUCCCACUGGACCCAUCUGUCCUCGAGCCCAGAGAAUUAUUGGUGUACCAGCACGGACUUUCCCUGAUGCGCAGCUUGCAUUGCCUGCAUCUGACUGCAGACGUUUCUCUGCACAUCGCUGCCAGUCUUCCCAAAAACAACUACCACAAUAACGCCUUCAGAAAUUCCUUCUUUUAUCAGGAAGCAGAUAAGACGCUCUUUGUUCGCCGCCAGAGACUCCAAUCAGUCGGAGGCUUUUCCCUGCUGCUGCUCCACUGUUUGUCCCAUGUCGCCAUCAAGGACUUGACCACUGACUACUCCCCUGACUUUCAGAGAUACUAUUGCCAGGUCCUGCAGGCGUGUCUCGGGGAGCUGUUUCAGCCCAAACUGGGCUUGGAUUCCUGCCCAACGGAAGCCGAUUGGUUGGAUGUUGAUCCUCCUCAGGGACAUUUGAAGGGCACUCCGUCUGGAUGUGGGAGCGCCUGCCUCUCUCAACAUGAUGUUGAAGAAGUUGGGGGCAAACACAGAGAAAUGUCUGUCUUAGCCCAUCUCGAAGGGGUUUUAAGGAAAAGAAUCUUAGCAGCAGAGGAAGGACAACAGCAGGCCAAAGGGAGCUGCAGGCCUUUCGCAGAUGAGAACAAGAAGAUGUGAUAUGUCCCAGCC
Messenger RNA from Nerophis lumbriciformis (worm pipefish), 5228 nucleotides. RefSeq lists its product as uncharacterized. Lineage: Eukaryota; Metazoa; Chordata; Actinopteri; Syngnathiformes; Syngnathidae. The record is from RefSeq and is a predicted model, not a curated record.